GAGCCAGACGGUGAAUUUCUUUAUGCUGCGCGGCCCGAAACGAAAAACGCGGCCAAAAACUCUCGACGGAAUAACGCGAGUCUUUGUCGUAAUCAGUACAAAUGAAAAGUGUGUUUUGGGUUUUGUAUUGUAACGACCUUCGGAAAGGCACCAAGACAAAGCCAAGUGCAACUUUGCCAAGUGCGGAAGGACAGUUGGCAAAAGCUAAUUGACCAUAACGAGAUCAAGAUUUAUGUACCGUGCGGAAUUUUGCUAACAGCUCAAGUGAAGUGUCAAUAUCUGAGCGGUGUUUGGUGUUAACCGAUGAUUUGCAACACGCUUUAACGUUGUACACGCUUGUGUGAAGAGGCCAACAAUUAAUUGGCCAGCUCGUGUGUGCAUCUUUGAGAUACAAAACGUGCUGCAGCCGACAAUCCGACAGUCGGACGGCCCGACAGGCUGACGAGCGACAGACGACAACUGCACACAGCAGAUAGCCGAGAGCAGACAACCGACAACAGUCAAGCUGCAGCUGUUUGCAUCUCGAAAAACCAAAUCAUCGAGUCUCAAGUGGUAUCGAAGUGAAAUUUUCGUGCCAAAUUUGCAAAAUUGAAGUGCAAAUCACAACUUGUUGGCGCAAAUUGGCGACGCUUGUUUAACACUCACUCACAGCAAUUGCAAUUUCAAUAGCCAUAGCAAUUGUAAGUUGCAAAUUGCAAAUAGCAAAUAUAAAAUUUGAAUUUGAAUUCGAACUUAAGUCAAACGCAAUCUGAAUUGCAAUUGCAAUUCAUGCCACGGCAAAUACUACUUGAUAAUCAUCUGAUGGCAAUGGCAAUGGCACACACUUAAGACGCAUUUCAAUCAACGACAGAAAUGUUGCAUCUGAGGCUAUUCGAUAGCUCGCUCUACUAUACGCUGGCCUCCGUAUCGUCGGGCAUGUUGCCGCCUCCUCAGGCGUCGAAUGGCAGCGAGUUGACGUUGACUGGCGGCACAGCAGCUCCAGUGCCAGUGGAGGCUGCAGUUAAUCUGACAUAUUUCACACCUGCGAUCUCACACGUGAUGCUGGCGCCAACGCCAACGACCGUCAGCUCAGAGCAGACGACAAUGGCAACAACAACAACAACAGCAACAACGACGACAUCGGUCGUGGCAAUUGCGGCAGCAUCCACGGCAACGGCAACAACAACUUCACCAGGCACCGACUUCCAGGCAACAGCGACUCUGGGAAACAACUUGACAUCGCAACAUGCUGGCGAAAUGGACAACUUGAAUUCCUUCUACUUUUAUGAGACGGAACAAUUUGCGGUACUCUGGAUACUGUUCACCGUCAUUGUUCUGGGCAAUUCGGCGGUGCUCUUUGUGAUGUUCAUCAAUAAAAAUCGCAAGUCGCGAAUGAACUACUUUAUCAAACAACUGGCGUUGGCAGAUCUUUUCGUUGGAUUGCUGAAUGUGCUGACGGACAUUAUAUGGCGCAUUACAAUAUCGUGGCGGGCUGGUAAUCUGGCCUGCAAGGUCAUUCGGUUCUCGCAGGUGUGCGUCACAUACUCCUCCACCUAUGUGCUGGUGGCCAUGAGCAUUGACAGAUACGAUGCAAUAACGCAUCCCAUGAACUUCUCAAAGUCAUGGAAACGGGCUCGUCAUUUGGUCGCUGGCGCCUGGCUGCUCUCGGCGCUCUUCUCGCUGCCCAUAUUGGUGCUUUAUGAGGAGAAGCUGAUACAGGGCCAUCCACAGUGCUGGAUUGAAUUGGGCUCACCCAUGGCCUGGCAAGUUUAUAUGAGUCUGGUAUCGGCAACAUUGUUUGCAAUUCCAGCCCUAAUAAUCUCCGCCUGCUAUGCAAUUAUUGUGAAGACUAUAUGGGCCAAAGGCUCCAUAUUUGUGCCCACAGAACGCGUAGGUUUCGGUGCGGCUGCAACGCGACGUGCCAGCUCCAGGGGCAUUAUACCACGCGCCAAGGUUAAAACGGUGAAGAUGACGUUGACGAUUGUGUUUGUGUUUAUCAUCUGCUGGUCACCCUAUAUCAUCUUCGAUCUGCUGCAGGUCUUUGGCCAAAUACCGCAUUCGCAGACUAACAUUGCCAUUGCCACAUUCAUCCAAAGUCUUGCACCACUAAACUCGGCCGCAAAUCCACUUAUAUAUUGCCUGUUCUCCUCACAGGUAUUUCGCACACUCAGUCGUUUUCCGCCCUUUAAGUGGUUCACCUGCUGCUGUAAAUCCUAUCGCAACAACUCGCAGCAGAAUCGCUGUCAUACAGUGGGCCGACGCCUGCAUAAUAGCUGUGAUUCCAUGCGCACACUGACCACUUCGCUAACGGUAUCACGUCGUUCCACCAAUAAGACAAACGCCCGUGUGGUCAUCUGUGAGCGACCCAAUAAGGUGAUUACAGUUCCGGCCAUGUCGGAGGUAUGAUAGCUGGCGCAUACGACCCGUAAGCGUUCAACGUUUGCGGUCCACGGUCCGACAUCGUUCAGUGAUGCGGAGUUUCUGUAAGCAAAAAGAAAAAUAAUACCAGGCAGGUUCAUACGAGGCUUAGACAAUAAGAGCGACAGUUGUGUAUGCAUAGCGGAAACUUCAUGCAAAUUACUAUUUACCUAUAUGUAGAUAUUCUACGAAUUUCAAUGCAAGCAUCCCCCUCUGCAAUCUAUAGUAUCUUAAGUAUUUAUGCAUUAGACUAUAAGUGAUACGUAUGAAUUAUUUUUAAUAACUCAAUGAGUCUUUGUAACGAAUGCUGUUUUAGCAUCACAACUUUGAGGGGCAUAAUCAACUAAAAAGUUAUUCUGUCAGUUCCUUACGAAAUAGUUUAUUAUACAUCUUUAUAUCCUUUUAAAAUUAUUUAUACACGGAAUACUUUAAAUUUGAAUUCAAUUUUGGAAUCCUGUGCCAAGUGAUGUUAGAUCAGCAGUCAUCAAAUUUUACAACACUCCUACAAUUUAUCAGACUGAUGUUAUUUAUUUACACGAAAUUCAAAAUAGUUGCAUUUCUUUUAAGCCCAACUAAUUGUAAAGCCAACUAAGUAUUUAUACUCUACUCUAUACCUAAUCCUAAUCGUAUCUCUAUUCUGUCAACUACUAUACAUAUAUACGCAUAAGCAUCGUUUGUACAUAAACAUCUCAUAGUCAUUGUACGUCUGAAGUGCGCAGCGUACAAAAGUUCUCCAAGCAUGAAAAACCAAAAGCUAUAUAUACAUAUAUAUUAUACACCAACUUGUAACUAAAGCAUAAGAGUUAAUAGAGCAUAACGUUUUAGUCAAUUCGAUUUAAGCUAAUAUUUAUUUCAUAAUUAUGUGCAUAAAGCGGGGAGAAUACAAAGAAUAAAGGUCA
Drosophila nasuta is the source of this 3296-nucleotide messenger RNA. It is a transcript of the gene CCAP-R, whose product is annotated as Crustacean cardioactive peptide receptor. Gene Ontology annotation, cellular component: plasma membrane. Gene Ontology annotation, biological process: neuropeptide signaling pathway. Gene Ontology annotation, molecular function: neuropeptide receptor activity; vasopressin receptor activity. The record is from RefSeq and is a predicted model, not a curated record. Lineage: Eukaryota; Metazoa; Arthropoda; Insecta; Diptera; Drosophilidae. The coding region runs from base 853 to 2385 and encodes 510 amino acids. The transcript has 7 exons.